UGAGAUACUCUCGUUACAAUGACCAUGAAGCUCGUUUACGUUCUGAUAUUUAUUCCUUUGAUCUCGGCCGAGUUAGAAACUUUGAAUGUUGCUGACAACAGAUUUGCGAGUGCUAAUCUAAAUGGUCUUAUAGAUCGUUCUAUUCAUCAAAUUUCGCAAUUUAUUGUCGAUUAUGGCCUGGACCCCCUCGAUCUCCCACCAACUACGAAAAAAUUGUGGGUGAAUUUUCCACAAACUUCAAAACAUGCCGAACCAAUUCCAUUCAAAGCUGACCUCUCUUUGCACUCUGGAAUAUUGAAACAUUUGUCCAACUUGAAGCGUUAUGGCGACGCUACUAUGAAUUACAAAAAUAAAUUAUUAAAACUGAAUAUUGGCUUCGAAUUUAAACAAUUAGAGGUAAAAAAUUUCUCCAUUCUCUCGUUUCUUUAA
Messenger RNA from Mycetomoellerius zeteki, 429 nucleotides. RefSeq lists its product as uncharacterized. The transcript has 3 exons. The record is from RefSeq and is a predicted model, not a curated record. Lineage: Eukaryota; Metazoa; Arthropoda; Insecta; Hymenoptera; Formicidae. The coding region runs from base 19 to 429 and encodes 136 amino acids.